Messenger RNA from Osmerus eperlanus (European smelt), 3807 nucleotides. It is a transcript of the gene mboat2a, whose product is annotated as membrane bound O-acyltransferase domain containing 2a. Gene Ontology annotation, molecular function: acyltransferase activity. Gene Ontology annotation, biological process: lipid modification. The transcript has 13 exons. The record is from RefSeq and is a predicted model, not a curated record. Lineage: Eukaryota; Metazoa; Chordata; Actinopteri; Osmeriformes; Osmeridae. Gene Ontology annotation, cellular component: membrane. The coding region runs from base 199 to 1734 and encodes 511 amino acids.
GGACGUUGUAGAGGAUGGGGGAUCUCUCCGCCCACAUAAUCUUUGUUGUCGCGCUAUGUGGCUUUCACUGGUCCUGUAUCGCGGAGGAUAGACUUCUAACUUGCUUGGUGUGGUAGCCUGCAGCAACAGCAGCCUGCGGUUUAUCUGCGGAGGAGAAACGGGGACAGCGACGCGGAGCGAGAACUCAUAGACUCAGCCAUGGCUACUGAAACAGCGUCGACUUGCACUGGUUCUACUUUACUGCAACCGAUUAGCGAUAUAAUCAAUCUCCCAUUGGACCAGGUGAACUUUGUAGUGUGCCAGCUGUUUGCCCUGCUGACGGCUGUGUGGUUCCGCCUGUACCUCCACCCCAGUAAGACCAGCACCUUCGUCAGACACGUGGUGGCCACACUGCUGGGCUUCUACCUGGCUCUCUUCUGCUUCGGCUGGUAUGCCUUACACUUCCUGGUGCAGAGUGGGCUGUCCUACAGCAUCAUGAUCUUCGCUGGCCUGGAGCACAUGCACAAGUACUGUUUUGUGGUGGCUCUGGGUUACCUCAGCUUCUGUCAGAUAACACGUGUCUAUGUCUUUGACUACAGCAUGUACUCUGCAGAUUUCACUGGACCAAUGAUGGUCAUCACACAGAAGAUCACCAGCCUGGCGUUUGAGAUACACGACGGUCUGGCCAAGAAGGAGGAGCAGCUGAGCUCCAGUCAGAGAUACCUAGCUGUCAGGAGGAUGCCCAGUCUGCUGGAGUACCUGAGCUACAGCUGUAACUUCAUGGGGAUCCUGGCAGGCCCCACCUGCUCCUACAACGACUACAUGGCGUUCAUGGAGGGCACAGGCUACCACAGCAUCACAGAGGCCAACGGCAAGGAGAACGGGAAGUACAAGAUCAACCACCCCUCUCCUAAGAGUGACGUGAUCUCCAAGCUGUGCACGUGUGUAAUCUCUCUGGGCGUCUACCUGUCCAUCUACAAGAUGGUCCCAGUGGAGCGCUCCAUAGACGACAGCUUCAUCUCCUCCACACCCUUCUACCAGCAGGUCAUCUACCUCUACCUCUCCAUGCUCUCCCUGCGGCCCAAGUACUUCUUCGUUUGGACCCUGGCUGAUGCCAUCAACAACGCCGCAGGCUUCGGCUUCAAUGGCUACACCAGACAGGGUAUCCCGCGAUGGGACCGCAUAUCAAACCUCAGAAUAAUGGACAUUGAAUUUGCCACCAGUUUCAAAACGUUCCUGGACAACUGGAAUAUCCAAACAGCACUUUGGCUCAAAAGGGUGUGUUACGAACGCUGUCCCAUCAACCCCACAGCGGCCACCUUCCUUCUGUCAGCCAUAUGGCACGGAGUGUAUCCUGGGUACUACCUCACCUUCCUCACGGGCAUCGCCAUGACGAUGGCCGCUCGCGCAAUAAGACACAACGUUAGACCCCACUUCCAGGGCUCCCUGACACACCAGCGCAUCUAUGACGUCAUCACGUGGGCGGGGACGCAGGUGGCCAUAUGCUACACUGUGGUGCCCUUUGUCCUCUUGGCCGUGGAGACGUCCCUAAAGUUCUACAAGUCUUGGUACUUCUGCAUACACCUGCUCUGUCUGCUUCUGGUGCUGCUCCUCCCAGUGAAGCCCCGGCACCUGAGGGCCAAGGAGCAGCAGGCCAACAGCCUGGAAGUCGACAGCCUGCAGCCAGACAGCGGGAAACACAACCACCACUCGGCCACAGACAACAACUGCAACCAGAAACACAAAAGCACAUGAGGCACGGACAGCAGCCCACCGUGCCACGCAGACACUGACACAGGCUGACACAGGCUGAGCCAGUCAGAGACCUCGGACACAGAGACAAGUGUGGUGACUGUGGGUUCUUUCACCCCCAGAGAACCAAAUAAACAGAUUCAACAGGCAGACGUCCACAACAUGUCAAGACCCUCCAGUAGCAAGGACAACAGCAAUCACUCGGACACAGAGAAAGGAUCCUUUAGACAGUAGUGUUUUUUAGCCCUAUAAAAGGCUAAGUGGAAUAAUACUUACAUUGAGCCUGGAGUUGUUAAAUGACAGGAUGCAGAAGAAUGCUAAAUGACUUUGAAGUUGCCUUAAACCCUCUCUGUACUCAGAAGUAGGCUAGUGGCCUGGUGCAGAUAUUUCAGGGUGGGGUGGUUGGGGAGGGAAUCGGGAGUCUUGUAGCUUUAGGUAAUGAGAUGCAGUAUUACCACAGUGGAAUAGAGGGGGUUAUACAGACAGACAGGUACUGUAGAUCAAGGUACAGUAGAGGGUUUUUGUCAUUGUCUGAAAGCCUUUAAAUGAGGCGGAACACAAAUGUUUCAGUGUGCAAAUUAAAUAUACAAUUUUUUGUCAGUUGCCAAUUUCAAACAGGCCUUAGGACACUCUAAACUUUAAAAUUACUUUCAUUUUGCUUAUUUUGGGGGGAUAUUUUCACAUCUGUUUUUCAUAUCUGCUGCUUUCAAAUGAUUCUCAAAAGGGAGGGUAAUUAUGGGGACAGUUGCUUUUUAUGUUUUAGUUUUGUAUUUGUUUGAAGGGCUUUUAGGUGAAGGUAAUACUCUGUCUUUAUUCUUCUUCAACAAACUGUAGGUUUCCUCUUAGUUCAAAUGUUUUAAUGAUCUCUGCAAUAUCAAAUAUCGUGAGUAGCUACACUUGUUUAAAAAUCUACAAGUAGGCUAUGAUCAGGGUGAUAAAGAAUUGUUUACAACAUGAUUUUACAGUAUUUAAAUACUGUUUGUUGAAAACAUCCAGCUGUAAGUCUAUGUACAGUUUGGUUGUAACUGUAUGAUUUGAGUUGUAUGCUGACAUGAUAUGAACAUAUGAUACGUAACCAUACUGUAUAAGUAAAUGAAUGUGGGAUGUGGCUCACAGUAUGUUAUAACAUAUGUACGUAUGUAAAAAUUAGUCACUUACCGCUUCAUAACAAAGUCAAUGAUAAAGAGUUACAUUCAUAUUGUCCAGGUGAAAUCAUUCAUCAGCCAGACUAGAAACAUCAAAUGGAAGAUUUUUAGCCCAACAUUUGGCUGUGGGGAAACCUGCUGUAUAUAAUUUGCUUUGUGUUUGUUGGUUUGUUCUGUUAGGGUUAGGUAGGUAACCAUCUCUUGGGACUGCCUGUGGUGUAAGAUAAGACAGGUUCCUAGUCUUGUUGUGUACUGUGACCCAAACACCCUAUCGCCUUCUGUAUCACCUUAUAACCCUCUAUAGUAACAAAAACCAUUGUUAGGGAAAAUAAACUACUCCUGGCCUCAGUAUUCUGGCACACACAAAAGAGGGAUAUUAGGAAGGUUUUUGUGGGUUUCAAAGCACACUAUUCUAACCUUGGGCAGUCAGAGGAGCAGAUGAGGCAGUGAAUCUGAUGGCAGUCUAUAUCAACCAUUUUGGGGGGAAGUUUUUUUUUAUGAAGAGUAACAGCAAAGUAGCAGACACAAUUGUUCUAACUGUAAACUCUUUGACCUUUUUCUUCCUAACAUGUGCAUACUCCUGCCAUAAUUGUGUGUAUUUCUGUGAUUCUUAGAUGUUGGUGUGGUGUCAGAGUACACUGUAUUUGUAGCUAGGGCCUGUAAGCCCAGAGAAGGGAAGGAAUGUCAUUUUACCAACAUGGCAACUUUUGCACUGCAUGGCCACCCAAACCAGCAGAACAAUGCAAACUGCUCCAUAUGUCCAAAGUGCCAUAUCAUAAAUGGCGCAUAUAUGUUUUAUGUUUGUGUGAAGAAAAACUGUUAUUUUUGUGUCAGAAGGAAACUUAUGGAAAGAUUUGUAUAACAGUACUUUGAAAUCUGAUUUAUGUCGUUAAAUAAAGAGAAUUAUUUUUAAACACUAAUACAGAGAGAU